This is a messenger RNA of Esox lucius (northern pike), 1789 nucleotides long. RefSeq names its product cysteine-rich with EGF-like domains 2 (gene creld2). NCBI's taxonomy places the organism in Eukaryota, Metazoa, Chordata, Actinopteri, Esociformes, Esocidae. The transcript is spliced from 11 exons. The record is from RefSeq and is a predicted model, not a curated record. Bases 272 to 1414 code for a protein of 380 amino acids. Gene Ontology annotation, molecular function: calcium ion binding.
GCCACAAUCAUAUGAAGUGUCUGAUGCGGAAACCUUUUUUGUUACGAAUUUUUUUCUUUCAACCGGCAUGUGAAUAUGACUUUCAUAUGCUUUGCAUUGAUAACAGUACCUAAAUUCGAAUGAAUUGUUGUAUCUGUGUGGAUGUGUCUAGACUACUGUUCGGCACGUUUUGUAGGAUAGCGAACUUACUGACAAGUGGCUAAGGUGUAUACUAUGAUAUGAAACUUCAUGUCAUUCACUUGCUAUCCAGCUAACGUUUACGUUAACUAAAAUGCUAUCAUUCGGGCGGUUAUUGUGGCUGUUUUGUUGCUUAACUUUUAUUUUACUUUCACAAUGCACCUAUGCAAAAGACUUAAAAAAUUCAUGUAACACAUGCAAAAAGAUAACUGAUAACUUCAGUAAGGAAUUUGACAGAACGAGAAAGCAGAACUUUGGUGGGGGAAACACGGCUUGGGAGGAGAGGGCACUUUCCAAAUAUGAAACAAGUGAGAUCCGCCUCGUUGAGAUUCUGGAGAAUCUGUGUGAAAGCAGCAGCUUUGACUGUAACCACAUGGUAGAGGAGCACGAGGACCACUUUGAGACCUGGUGGUUCAAGAGGCAAACAAAGCAUCCUGAUCUGUAUAAGUGGUUCUGCAUUGAUACCAUCGAGGUGUGCUGUCCAAAGGGAACCUUUGGCCCCGAUUGCAAUGCCUGUGUUGGGGGUUCCGAGAAGCCUUGCCAUGGCAACGGAAUGUGUGACGGCGAUGGAACCCGAGGGGGUGACGGCAGGUGCAGCUGUGACCAUGGUUACAAGGGAGAGUUUUGCCUAGACUGCAUUGACGGCUACUUCAACGAACUUCGGAAUGACACAUUUUCGCUUUGCUCAGAGUGCCAUGUCUCGUGCAAGACAUGCACUGGCUUAACGAACGAGGACUGUGAGGAGUGCAAGAGCGGCUGGGAGGAGGAUGUUGAGGGGAAGUGUCUUGAUGUGAACGAGUGUUCUAAAGACCCAUCCCCCUGCAAAGAGGAUGAGUACUGUCUGAACACGGAUGGCUCAUUCUCUUGUGAAGCGUGUGACAAGGUGUGUUCCAGUUGUACUGGGGCCGGGCCUGAUCAGUGCCUGAGCUGUGCUACUGGGUACCAGGACACCGAGGGCACCUGUACAGAUGUGAAUGAGUGUGAGCAGCCUGAUCUGUGCCCUGAGGAGAACCAGGAGUGUGUGAACAACAAAGGGAGCUAUGCCUGUAUCUGUGGCAGCGGCUACAAGGAACAGGAGGGAGUCUGUGUCAAACUACCAGAGUCAGGUGCAGUUCUAUCAGAUGACUCUUGGUUCUCUUGGUUGAUGCGGUAUUUGACAUCAGGUCAUGAUCAAGCAAAAUUAAAUGAGAAAGAGGUUAAAACAGGAACACGGCCAGAAGAGCAUGAUGACCUUUGAACUCAGGAAAUGACCAAACUGGGGAGAGCUUUUGGAGUAAAUUGUCUCCCGUGCGAGUACAUCUCUACAGCUCACAGCAUCAGGAUAUCUUGAGGCCACUCCUUUAAAAGUAUUGGAACAACGCUGGCACUUAAUCUGCACUCAACAUUCAUACUUUACCCAAGUAGAGACUUUUAUACCUGUGGACCAUGGAGGGACAGCCAACAGAAUGGCUGAGAAAAGAACGCUUCAAACCCUAAGGAAAUUGCUUCUUGUCAUUUUCUUCUGCAGCUAUGUCUAAUCCAAUGUUUUGUCAACAGUUGUCUGGUUUUUAAAUGCAGGAUUUGGAAGGUAAUUCAAAUGUAAAUUCAAAUAAAGUUGGAAAAUGUAACGGAC